Messenger RNA from Polyodon spathula (Mississippi paddlefish), 2889 nucleotides. Its product is annotated as sodium-dependent serotonin transporter-like. Gene Ontology annotation, biological process: serotonin uptake; sodium ion transmembrane transport. Gene Ontology annotation, cellular component: neuron projection; membrane. The transcript is spliced from 13 exons. The record is from RefSeq and is a predicted model, not a curated record. Gene Ontology annotation, molecular function: serotonin binding; serotonin:sodium:chloride symporter activity. Lineage: Eukaryota; Metazoa; Chordata; Actinopteri; Acipenseriformes; Polyodontidae. Bases 1 to 1773 code for a protein of 590 amino acids.
AUGUCCCACCAAGACUCCUCGGCUCCCACCGGUAGCCUGGUCAGCCAGGGCACCACUAACGCUGGUUACAGCUCCAACACGGUGCCGAUGAUCGCCCAAAGAGAUUCCAGGGAUAGCUGGAGCAAAAAGAUGGAUUUUCUCUUGUCUGUAAUUGGUUUUGCGGUGGAUCUAGGCAACGUGUGGAGGUUCCCUUAUAUCUGUUAUCAAAACGGAGGUGGUGCUUUCCUCAUCCCCUACACCCUGAUGGCUAUCUUUGGGGGGGUCCCCCUCUUCUACAUGGAGCUUGCAUUGGGGCAAUUUCACAGGACUGGAGCCAUCUCCAUCUGGAAACACAUCUGCCCCAUUUUUAAAGGGAUCGGAUUCGCUAUCUGCAUCAUCUCUUUGUACGUGUCCUUCUAUUACAACACCAUCAUCGCCUGGGCACUGUACUAUUUCUACUCAUCCUUCACUAGCACGCUGCCCUGGACCAGCUGCGACAACGUCUGGAACACGCCCAACUGCACCAACUACUUCGGCACCAACAACAUCUCCUGGAACAACUACUCCCACUCCCCAGCCGAGGAGUUUUAUACGAGGAAUGUGCUGGAGAUCCACAAGUCAUCAGGGCUGCGCGGAGUGGGGGGGCUGCGCUGGCAGCUCGUGCUCUGCCUCUUCCUCAUCUUCACCAUCGUCUACUUCAGCCUGUGGAAGGGAGUCAAGACAUCAGGGAAGGUGGUGUGGGUGACAGCAACCCUGCCCUACGUGGUGCUCUUCAUUCUGCUGAUUCGUGGAGCCACCCUGCCUGGCGCUUGGAGGGGCGUCGUCUUCUACCUCAAACCCAAAUGGGAGAAGCUGCUUGAGACCAGGGUAUGGGUGGAUGCAGCAGCCCAGAUUUUCUUCUCUUUGGGUCCCGGGUUCGGAGUGCUCCUUGCCUUGGCGAGCUAUAACCCUUUCACCAACAACUGCUACCGAGAUGCCAUCGUGACCAGUCUGGUAAACUGCAUGACCAGUUUCCUCUCAGGCUUUGUGAUCUUCACGGUGUUGGGGUACAUGGCAGAAAUGAGGAACGUGGAAGUUGAGGACGUGGCAAAAGACAAAGGUCCCAGUCUCCUGUUCAUCACCUACCCUGAGGCCAUUGCUAACAUGGUGGGCUCCACGUUCUUUGCCAUCAUAUUCUUCAUGAUGGUGAUCGCCCUGGGACUAGACAGCACGUUCGGGGGUCUGGAGGCUAUUAUCACUGCUGUGAUGGAUGAGUAUCCUCAGCACCUGUUCAAGCGGCGGGAGCUGUUCGUGCUGGGGCUGGUGAUCGUGUGCUUCAUGGGCUCGCUCAGCACCCUUACCCAUGGGGGUGCCUAUGUGGUCCAGCUGCUCGAGACGUUUGGAGCGGGCUGUUCAAUCAUUGCAGUGGUUUUCUUGGAAGCCAUCGCUGUGUCGUGGUUCUACGGUAUCCAGCGAUUCAGUAAUGAUGUCAAAGCCAUGCUGGGCUUUGCUCCGGGAAUCUUCUGGAAAGUGUGCUGGGUGGCUAUCAGCCCUGCCUUCUUAGCAUAUAUAAUAGUGAGCUCCCUACUGGAUCGGCACCCCCUCAUACUGUUUGACUACAAGUACCCUGACUGGAGCACCACAGUGGGGUUCAUCGUUGGGACUUCUUCCUUCAUCUGGAUCCCGGUUUACAUGGUCUACAAGCUGGUGUGGACCCCCGGCUCACUCAAGCAGCGCUUGGCGGUGUGUAUGUGUCCUGAGAGGACAAUGCGAGACCCGCACACUGAUUCGCUCAGCAUGACUCCCGUCCCCUAAGCCAGGCAGGACCCCGAAUUGAAGGGAGGAUGCUUGCACCCAUGCGGGGAAGCUGCAGCUCCAGCGAUUAAGCAAAGAAGAGAACAUUUUUUUUUUAAAAAGACACUUUACAAAGAAACUCCAGCCAAGUCCAUCAUUUUACCAACAGAAGCUCAAUCACGGUGACUGCAGCCUUCUCGAGAGCUCAGCGAGAGACCUCGGGGAGCAGAAUGAAGAAGAGUCUGCCCAAGAAACAGAACACCCUCUACAAAUAGAAACAAAACAAAGAUAGGCCAUUCGCACUGGCUUCUGCUGUGCCAAAGUCCUGAACUGAAGUGUUUAAGUGUAUAUAUAUAUAAUUGUGCCAGUGUUUAUACUUAGGAAUGCUGUGUCUAGAUUACAGUAGUAUCCACUAUAAUGCACUGUUUAUCUUUCAAGCUUGUGAAAAUCUGCUGCCAAACAUUCCCUACAAAUGCUGAUAACUGGGGCCUGAAUUUUUGGCCAAAUAUGUAUAUAAUAUUUUACAAUGUAAGGUAUUGAAAUACAAUUAUCACUGCCAUCUUUUAAACAGAUAACAAGGUCAUGGAAACGCAGAAAUCCUUCGCAAGAGAUUUAGCCAAAAACACUUGCAAACAUAGCAGUAGCCUACUCACUAUCCUCAGCUAUGUUCCGCAAACAAUCCAUGGGGAAGGAGAAAUCAGUUAAAAGGUAAAAGUGCAGUAAAUUGGUGUGGUUAGACUAUUGACAAAUACACUGCACAGUCACUUCAGUUAGAAUGGUACCAUGCUGUAUAUUGUCAUUACAUGUAAUUGCAUUAUGCUCAAGGGAAGUCAGCAGCAUUCUCUCUCUCUUUCAUUCCUUAUAAAUAGGGUGCACUUCUUUUGCCCACUUGUCCAUUAGGGAGAUGGAAAUAUUAUACAGUGUGUGAUACUUAUUUAAUAUUUGUUGCAUACUUAUACAUAGAUUGUAAUACAGCCCCCUUUCAUAUGAGGAGAAAUAUAUUCCAUAUGCUGUAAGCGUUCUACGUGUAGCAACCCUAACGUGUUACUUUGUAACCUCUCCCUGUUUAUGACCUUGAAGAGUCAGAGCCUAGUCCUGUGUCUGUGGCUGCCAUGCAUAAAACGCAACAUUGUUAAA